CGGUGAGGGCAGUGAGAUAACGACCGCUGGGAGUUCGAAGACAGGGAGUGGCGAGUCCGAGUUAAGCAAGGAGCUCUAUGAGGCCGCAAUCUGCAUGUAGGAGAGGAUCCGCGCGUUGCAGUCCGCCGGUUGGAUCGGCAAUAAAAGGGAAUCGAUGGAGCCCCAGAGCAAGAUUCGCGACGAGGACGACGAGAUGGAAACCGGAGGGGAGCUUUCGACAGGAAGGAGCAGCGGCGAGUCCCUGCAUCUUGCCGCCGCAGUCGAGACCGAGUGGAGGAUCACCGGCGACUCCGACGAGAACUCGGUGUUCAUCCUGGAGGAGACCGUGCACAGAUUGGUUAGCGACAUCAUGCCGGAAUUCGAAGCAAAGGUCGGCGACGUCGCUUCAGUGCUCGAAGCAGAGGAGACCCGGAAAGAGGCACUGGCGGCGCUGAGCUUCGGCUUCAGACUGCAGUUGUUCUCCGAGCAGAUCGAUGAGCUGCGGCACGAGAUGUGCAAGUUGCUGAGGUCGUUCUCGCCGGAAAACAAAGAUAUAAGGAGCACCAUGAUCAAAUUUAUCUCUGAGCCGUACCUAGGCCGUAUCUGCAAAUUGCAGUGGAUCUCUGAACGUGUCAGUAUGCUCCAGCGAAUGGACCCAGACUUCGACUCCAAAGUGAAGUCAACAAUCAUCAAGCUGAAAUCGGAAUCCUUCUUGUUAGCCAUGGAGGAGUUGAAGGAGGAGGAGGAGGAGGAGGAGGAGAGCGGCAGGGAAGGAAUCGCCGGAGAAGGUCGUGGAGACCAAGAAGUUUCCAUGGAGAUGGAGGAGAAGAGAUUCGCUUCCUACCGCCGCUGCUGGGAACGUUUAUGGGGCAAUGACCGCAGCUUCGAAGACCAGACAUUAUUGAGCCCCAUGCUCUUUACACAUUGCACAGCUAGCCGCAUCCCGAAUGAAGCUGUCGCCGGGAGUACCUUGCAGAUCCACUCCAUCAAAAUCUCAACAGCAAAAGAGCUCACAUUGCCACUGGAGGUGUAUGGGGUGGUCGCAGUCCGAGAUGCUGUGGACCAUCAUCGCAACCCUCUAUUCCUUCGUUCAAGAACGCAUUGCCAAAUCCUUGAAGAAAAUGAUUCAUUUUUGCGCUUGACUGGCCCGGUUCGUGCAAUUGUGUCGAUGGAUACUGUUUACAUCGAAAUCCAACUAAAAGUAAAGGGCGCAACAAAAUCUGAAGAUACAACAUUGAUCAGUACAUUCGGCUUUUACAAUGGUGACAGUUCUGGUACCUUUCUCCUGAAAAACAGUUUGUGCACAGUGGAGUUAUGCUAUGAGCAACUUAAACAGUCGGUCCAGGCCACUAUCAUGGGUGUGUUUGUUACACCCAAACAGGAAUCAUUGCCUUUUCCAUAUGGUGGCCGAGUUAUUUGCUCUUCACUGCCUCAGGAUGAUAAUGAAGAUAUCGCUGGGCUUCCAUCUAGGGAAGUCUUGCUGCUUGAUUCGAAAGGUGGAAGAAUGUCUCUGACUAAUAAUGGCUACCUUAGUCUGGCAAGAAGUGUAGUUUCUGUGGAGUUAAAAGGAAAGCUGCAAGUCCUCAUAAUGGCUGAAUCACCAUCACAAAAUGCUGAGAUUGCUGCGCAAUUCCUCUUCACACCCGAAAAAUGCAACAUAAGUAAAGGUGAAUGUUACCUCCCUGAUGGCUCUAAGGUUGAGAUUACUGUUGCUUGGUCCCUCAUUCCCUCGACGAUGCUACAGUCAGGUGACAGUCGUGAGGACAGUGGGAUGGUGACCGGAGGAUAUUCAAAGGAAAGGACUGGCGGGUCCAUGUUAAGUGAGGAGGUAUGUAAGGCUGGAAUCUUAAUGCAGGAGAGUAUCCGCUGGGUCCAGGCCCGGGAGGAGAAGAUGUUAGAGAUUGGACUUUGCAACUCCGUGGAACACUCGAAUCUUCUGAAGUUGAAAUUUGAUAUGUUGGAGUUGUCGGAAAAGAUCUUCGGUCAGGCCGAGUACGAGACCCAUUUCAAAAUUCGCGACAAGGGUAAGAUGGAAACUGGAGGGAAGCCUUUGAAGGGAAGGAGUGGCGAUGUUGAAUUGUUGAGGAUUUGGCAACGAAGGCAGAAUGUUGAAGACACUGAGCAAGAUUGGUGACGGGGGCAAAUUGUUCUCCAAGCAGUUCAUGGAGCCGCUGGUCAAUUUCUCAAUUUCUGUAGCCAGAUCUGUCAGAAACAUGAUUGAGGAGGAGGUAGAG
Molecule: messenger RNA, 2213 nt
Organism: Triticum dicoccoides
Lineage: Eukaryota; Viridiplantae; Streptophyta; Magnoliopsida; Poales; Poaceae
Exons: 3
Coding region: 155-2113 (652 amino acids)
Source: RefSeq, a predicted model, not a curated record